Messenger RNA from Cheilinus undulatus (humphead wrasse), 4543 nucleotides. RefSeq names its product NUMB endocytic adaptor protein (gene numb). The transcript is spliced from 11 exons. NCBI's taxonomy places the organism in Eukaryota, Metazoa, Chordata, Actinopteri, Labriformes, Labridae. Bases 144 to 2147 code for a protein of 667 amino acids. The record is from RefSeq and is a predicted model, not a curated record. Gene Ontology annotation, molecular function: cadherin binding.
GAAGCGAUUGGACUGCGAGCGUCUCCCGCAACACUUUAUGUGGAAUUUGAAUUAUUUUUGGCACAGCACGGCUCGUGAUACACAGGUGACGGCUUCAACAGGGCAUCUUCCGGGUCGCAGCGGUGAUCACAGGAAGAUCAGCGAUGAAUAAGCUACGGCAGAGCUUCCGCCGGAAGAAAGAUGUCUACGUGCCGGAGUCGAGUCGGCCGCACCAGUGGCAGACAGACGAGGAGGCGGUCCGCAGCGGCAAAUGUAGCUUUGCAGUCAAGUACCUGGGCCAUGUGGAGGUGGAAGAGUCCCGGGGCAUGCACAUCUGUGAGGACGCAGUGAAGCGGCUGAAGACGGACAGGAAAUUCUUCAAAGGAUUCUUUGCAAAAGCGGGGAAGAAGCAAGUGCGGGCUGUGCUGUGGGUGUCUGCAGACGGUCUACGUGUCGUAGAUGACAAAACAAAGGACCUGAUCCUGGACCAGACAAUAGAGAAGGUGUCAUUCUGCGCUCCGGAUCGAAACUUUGAGAGGGCGUUCUCUUACAUCUGCAGGGAUGGAACAACGCGACGCUGGAUCUGCCAUUGUUUUAUGGCCAUUAAAGACUCAGGAGAACGUCUUAGUCACGCCGUUGGUUGUGCAUUCGCCGCCUGUCUGGAGCGGAAACAGAAACGAGAGAAGGAGUGUGGGGUCACGGCAACCUUUGACGCCAACAGAACCACUUUCACCCGUGAGGGCUCGUUUCGUGUCACAACAGCAACGGAGGCAGCGGAGCGGGAAGAGGUCAUGAGGCAGCUGCAGGACGCUAAAAAAGAGACAGAUGCUGCAGGGAACUCGGCCUCCAGCGUGACAAACUCCUCAGCACACCAGACAGGAGGCUCACCGUCACCCUCAUCCUCGCCCCCUCUCCCUGUGGCCACGUUGGGACCCCAGGCGAUACCACGCAGACAUGCACCAGCUGAUGUUAUCGCUAGGCAGGGCUCCUUCAGAGGCUUCCCGGCUCUCAGUCAGAAGACUUCUCCUUUCAAACGACAGCUGUCACUGCGCAUGAACGAGCUGCCCUCCACCAUGCAGCGCAAGUCUGACUUCCCCAUCAAGAACGCAGUCCCUGAGGUAGAAGGAGAGAGUGACAGCAUCAGCUCACUGUGCACUCAGAUCACCACAGCUUUCAGUGGACCCCCAGAAGACCCCUUCUCCUCUGCACCCAUGCCCAAACCAGCGUCGUCUCCACAGUCUCCUGUGGCACCAGUGAAUGGCACAGCCCCAGCCUUCUCUGUCACUGCUGCUGCGUCUGCUGCUGCUGUAACCUCUAACCCCCCAGUUCUGCCCCCCGCUCUGCCUGCUCGAGAAACUAACCCCUGGGCUAAGACCCCAGGAGGGGCUCCUGCCUCAGCACAGCCAGGAAGUAACUGGACAUCCCCGACUCCGGUGAUAGUGGUCCCCCCCUCAUCCUCUCCAGUCAUCUCUUCUCACAAACGCACCCCCUCAGAAGCUGACCGGUGGUUAGAAGAAGUCACCAAGUCUGUCCGAGCCCCGCUGCCGAAUCCCAUCCUGGCUGCAGCCACGCCUCCCACUCAGCCAUUCGCCGCUCCAGUUGUUCAGAUGCCCGUGGCUCCGGCUCCCUCCAUUCCCCCGGUGGCCUUCAUGCCCUCUCUGCCCUCCGCUGUGCCCAUGGUGCCCCCUCGCCAGCCCGCCUUCCACGCUCAAGCUCCGGCCUCCUACCCAAUGCCGAACGGGCUUCCAUUCCCUCAGCCCAGCGUGCCUGUGGUCGGCAUCACGCCCUCACAGAUGGUGGCUAAUGUGUUUGGCUCAGCCACACAACCCCAGCCCUUCCCAAUCCCUGUCACCACAACAGCUCAGCAUGAUAUCCAGGCUAUAAGCAGUGUCAGCCCCUUUAUUAAACCCCCACAGCCUGCCGUAGUGCACCCCGCUCCCCUCCAGCCCUCCAACGGCAGUGCGACCUUUAACGGAGCAGACAGCUGGGCUACUCCGUCCCAGCUUGCUCCAUCCUCCCCUGCCACCCAGCCGCCCCCGCAGCAGCAGGAAGAUGCCUUUGAGGCCCAGUGGGCAGCCUUGGAGAGCCGCUCCCGCCAGCGCACCACACCCUCCCCAACAAAUCCCUUCUCCACAGAGCUGCACAAGACCUUUGAGAUCCAGCUCUGAAGGCAGUUUGAGACGAGAAAGGCCUGGACAAUAAGGAGGCCGUUUAACGGACGGGGCUGACGUGAUUGACUCAAGACGAGAGAGGAACAACUUCCUGUCUCUCUUCAUCUCGAUUUCAGCAGACAAGCUCAGCAGGUCAAAAAAAAAAGGCUGGGAGACCGUGGAGAACGGGGAGCGAAUCAGCAGGGAGCAGAACUCUGCACAGCACUGAGGGGAGGAAAAAAAACACAGGCUGCUGUUAACGAGAGUGCAGCUCCCCGGGUGUUUCAUUAGCUUUGUCUGUAUCGUUUUGUUUGUGCUGUGGAGCGCAAGGUCCUCUUUACCCUGUGGAAUAUCUGUGUUGAGCCGCACCCGGCCCCUUCAGCCCUCAAACACCUGCCAAGGUGUGGUUGCUCCUGUCUCCUGCCCGCUUUGCUCAAUCCAGUUCACAGCGCCCCCUAUUGACAGAAUGAGAUCUCCCUCACCUGGCAGAGGAACUGCAGCACUGAGAGAACUCAGCUUCCUCAUGAGAAGUUUUCAUUAUUAACCUCCCAAUCAGAAGAAUAGAGUGAGACAAUGCCAAAAUCUUUAUUUUUAUGCAUUAAGUAUAUUUUAAAUAGCUUUGGAAUCUAACAGAAGAGUUGUAAGUAAUCGUGCCAAAGGCACAGGCUAGCUACAAUGAGACAUGUUCCUGUAUACAAGAAAUGACCGUAUAUAUUAUACAUAAAAAAUAUAUAUAUAUAUCUAUAAAGAAUCUAUACUGUACACACAGCUUACAGCAGUGCUAAUUUUUAAUGUGAUGUAAAGAGAUUUUGUGAAGGGACAGCUGCUUUACUUUUAUGUUUAUUUUUUGUUUUGAUGUUUUAUUUUUGAAGAAAAAUCUCUUUAUUUCCUUCUGUUGCAUCCUAUGAUUGGAUGUGAAGCAUCUCACUGUAAAUAGGGUAUCAUUGCAGCAACAAUCAAUGCGGACCUGGUGGUGGUGCCCAAUGGUUGCCUCUCUUACCUGUGCUCAGUUUUUACUAGAUAGUACUCAUCAGUACUUAACGUUUUUCUUCUUCUGUCUUCACUGUCAUUCUUUUUGUGUGGUUACUUUUUUUAAUUUAAUGCAGUAGGAUGAGUCUUUUUCUGUUUCGCCACCUCUUAUAUUAUUUUUUUAAGUAGUUGAUAUCAAGAUUUUUAUUUUGCACAAGCACUAAAGUAGAUGAUUUGACCUCACAGGUGACUUUGAUCAACACAGGUCGGUCAGUCCUGGUGCUGACUUGGCUUAACGUCCGUCAGCCGUCUUUGGCUCCAACGGUCAGAAAAACUACAGGGAGAUAAAACGGUUUCAUCUCUCACUGUCUGAUUUCUCUCUGUCAUGUUUGUAUUUUUUUUUAAUCAAACCUGUGAAUAUGAUCGAUUAUCUGAUCUAUUUUUCCAUUUUGUAAUUAUUUCAUUUCUUUAUUCCACUUCUUUGGAGAAAUAUUGAAGCUAAAAGAUUGAAUAAAUUCAUGGUGGUAGAGGAGCUAAUGGUCUGUGUUCUUGAGUGAAUACUGUUUUGAGUGUGUAUCCUGUAAUAAAAUGUUAACGUGGGUUAUUAACAUUAAGGGCUAUCUGGGUGCUGGUUUAGAUCAGUUGGUGGAGGAGGCUGGAAUCUUCAAUGCACAAAUUGGAGGACUGAUUCCCUGAUCCCGGUUUUAUGUCUUUUCCCCAUUUUGCCCGUCUCUCUUUGACUAUCCUAUCUCAAAUGCAAAAAAUAGGCAUGUGAGAUUUGACACAUUGAUAUGAGACUUUGUUUGCAGUUAAAACACUGAAGUUUUCUAAUUUGUGUUACUAGUCAUCUGGUAAUAAGCUACGGCAGCAGGUGCAUACUACUCAGCAUAGCGCCUAAGAACCCCACUGCUGCUUUGACUGUCUCACUUUAUUUUAAAAUCUCAGACAGCUCAGUGGACAAGCCAAAGGUAACCUGCAUCUCGUCAUCAAACAGUUUUGUUGUUUUACUGUUCUGUUUAGGUAUUUUCAUGUACUUUUCUAUCCAAAGCAAGCUCUUUUUCCCCCCACUUUUAAGAUAAUAUCAGUUUUGAUUUACCAGAAGUUCCUCAUUUUUCUUUAAAUUAAAGGUUAUACAAACAGGAAGUAGAAAAACUGUGAGUGGGACUGUGCAAAUCACAAAAUAAAAGGAUGAAAAAGAAUAUUAUGUUGAGAAAAUCUCUUUUAAUGUUUAAUCCGUGUUGGAUUACUUGGAGAAAUUGACUGAGCUAGAAUUCCUGAAAAGUGUGGUCUCAUUAUUCAUGGAUCAUUGGACAUCAGUGAGUCAUUUUGUACAUGCACUCCUGCAUAUUCCUUAUGUAACAGUGUUAAACAGUGUAUUUGGCAGCCUCUGAAGCUGUCAAUCAAUCAGUUUGUUCACAAAACUAAUAAAAAUGCAAUACAAUCUA